AUGGCCGUUACUCCUCUCAAGAACAUCGCCCUCACCGGUGCCAGUGGCGCUGUUGGCUCCGUCGUCCUCAAGGCCCUUCUCGCCGCUGGCAACUUCAACAUCACCGUCCUACGCCGCAAUAACUCCAAGUCAACCUUCCCCGACAACGUCAAGGUCGUCGACGUCGACUUCGAGUCCGUCGACUCUCUGACCGCCGCUCUCACCGGCCAGGACGCCGUCGUGUCUACCGUUGGCACAGAGGGCCUCGGCGAACAGCAGAAGAAGCUUGUCGACGCCGCCGCCGCUGCUGGCGUCAAGCGUUUCCUGCCGUCCGAGUACGGCUGCGACCUGGCCAACGAGCUAACCGCCAAGCUGCCCGUCUUCGCUCCCAAGGUUGGCGUCGCAAGAUAUCUCGAGGAAAAGGCCAAGACGACGCCUCUCACGUAUACGUUUGCCUACAGCGGGCCGUUCUUCGACUGGGGUCUGGAGCACAACUUCAUCUUCAAGAGCGCGGGAUCCAAGCCCGUCCUGUACGACGGCGGCGACACCGUUUUCAGCACCUCGACGCUGGACGCCGUCGCCCAGGCGGUCAUUGGCAUUUUGAACAACCCCGAGGAGACUAAGAAUCGCGCGGUGCGGUUCCAGAGCCUGGCGAUUUCGCAGAACGGGAUUCUCAGGCUGGCGAAGGAGGUUGCGCCUGAGCGCGACUGGCAGCCUGAGGUGGUGAAGAUUGACGAUGUUACGAACGCUGCGGAUGAGAGACUGGCCAAGGGACUGCUUGGACAUGAGACGUUUGUUCCUUAUCUUAUUCGCGCCGUUAACGAUCCUCGGUAUGGUUCGCAGUUUACGACUCUGGAUAAUGAGUUGCUGGGAGUGAAGCAGUUGACGGAGAAGGAGAUUAAGGAGGUUGUCAAGAGCAAGAUCAGCAACUAG
This is a messenger RNA of Trichoderma aggressivum f. europaeum, 912 nucleotides long. RefSeq lists its product as uncharacterized. Gene Ontology annotation, molecular function: oxidoreductase activity. The record is from RefSeq and is a predicted model, not a curated record. NCBI's taxonomy places the organism in Eukaryota, Fungi, Ascomycota, Sordariomycetes, Hypocreales, Hypocreaceae. Bases 1 to 912 code for a protein of 303 amino acids. The transcript has a single exon.